UCCUGUCUGCCGCCCAUGCGGUGGAAGUUUUGCUUCCACUUUCGCUUUGAGCAGGAGUCAGAUCAGCAGGAAGGUACCGUGGUUCUGAAGACGCUGCCCGGGGAACGGACAGACAGACGGACACGCAGAGCACUCUUGGUCACCAUGGCUUUCGAGUACCCAGCCAUCCGCAGGGACGACAGCAAGGUGGACAUGUAUCACGGCGUGAAGGUGCCUGACCCUUAUGCUUGGUUGGAGGACCCCGACAGCGAGGAGACCAAGGCCUUCGUGGAGGAGCAGAACAAGCUGACCAUGCCCUACCUGGAGCAGUGCGCCAUCAGGGAGAAGUUCCACCAGCGGCUGACGGAUCUUUUUGACUAUCCUAAGUACAGCUGUCCCUACAAACGGGGAGACAGGUACUUCUACUUCCACAAUCAGGGCCUGCAGAAUCAGGACGUUCUUUAUGUCCAAGACUCUCUGGAUGAACCUGCCUCUGUCUUCUUUGACCCAAACAAGCUUUCUGAGGACGGAACCGUCGCCUUGAAGAUGGCCCGCCUCUCGGAGGAGUGUGAGUACUUUGCCUAUGGGCUGAGCUCUGCCGGUUCUGACUGGGUAACUGUGCACUUCAUGAGAGCCACGGACCUGACACCCCUCCCCGACACCCUGGAAAGGGUUAAGUUCAGCUGCCUGGCCUGGACCCACGAUGCCCGCGGCAUCUUCUACAAUUGCUACCCCCAACAGGAUGGCAAGGCUGAUGGCACAGAGACCACCUCUAACCUCAACCAGAAGCUCUACUACCAUGUGAUAGGCACCAGCCAAUCAGAAGACACCCUGGUGGCGGAGUUUCCAGACCACCCCAAGUGGCAUAGUGGGGUCACGGUGUCCGACGACGGCAGGUACGCCGUGCUGUCCAUCACCGAGGGCUGUGAGCCCGUCAACCAGCUGUGGUACUGCGACCUACAGCAACUGCCCAAUGGAAUCACAGGCCUGCUGCCGUGGGUGAAGCUCGUGAAUAACUUUGAGGCGCAGUACACCUACAUCACCAACGAGGGCAGCGUCUUCACCUUCCGCACCAAUCUGCAGGCGCCCCGGUAUAGAGUCAUCAACAUCGACCUGCAGAAACCUGAGCCAGAUAACUGGAGAAGCCUCAUUCCGCAGCACGAUAAGGAUGUGCUGGGUUUCGUGUCGUGUAUCAAUCAGAACUUCCUGCUGGUGAACUACAUGCAUGACGUGAAGGACGUCCUGCAGCUCGUUGAGCUGUCAUCAGGGGAUCUGCUGAAGAACCUGCCUCUGGACGUGGGCACCGUGGUAGGCCUCAGCUGCAAGAAGAAACACGCCGACUUCUUCUACAAGUUUACAUCCUUCACCACCCCAGGGAUUAUCUAUCACUGCGACCUAAGCCUGCCAUCUCCGGAGCCCACAAUCUUCAGACAGGUGGAGGUGAAGGGCAUCGACAGGACCGACUAUGAGACCAUCCAGGUGUUCUACCCCAGCAAGGAUGGCACCAAGAUCCCCAUGUUCCUGGUGCAUGCUCGUGGCAUCCAGAAGGACGGCUCGCACCCCGUGUUCCUCUACGGAUACGGCGGCUUUGAAAACUGUAUUCAGCCCUACUACAAUGUGGCCUACUUGCUGUUCGUGAGACAUGUGGGGGGCAUCCUGGCUGUGGCCAACAUUCGGGGAGGAGGAGAAUAUGGACAAACCUGGCACAAAGCUGGUUCCCUUGGGAAAAAACAAAACUGCUUUGACGAUUUCCAGUGUGCGGCGGAGUACCUGAUCCGUGAGGGUUACACAUCUGCCAGUCGAAUUGCCAUCAACGGGGCCUCAAACGGGGGUCUGCUCGUGGGGGCCUGUGUGAACCAGAGGCCAGAGCUCUUCGGUUGUGCUGUGGCUGAGGUGGGCGUCAUGGACAUGCUCAAGUUUCACAAGUUCACUAUUGGCCAUGCCUGGACAACCGACUACGGCUGUGCGGACGAUCCUGAACAAUUCCAGUGGCUGAUAGAGUACUCCCCCCUGCACAACUUGCCUCCCGCCCCGUAUCAGGGCCUCCCCUAUCCCGCUAUGCUGCUGCUCACAGCUGACCAUGACGACCGUGUGGUUCCUCUGCACACACUGAAGUAUUGCGCCACCCUGCAGUACAGUGUGGGGAACAGCCCGGUGCAGACGCAGCCGCUGAUGGUUCGGGUGGACACCCGCAGCGGGCAUGGCGCGGGCAAGCCCACCGCCAAGGCCAUCCUGGAGUACACCCAUAUCUUCUCCUUCAUUGCACAGACCCUGGGCCUCUCAUGGAAGGAGUAAAGAUGGAGGUAGAGCAGGUGUCGAGUUAGGAGCAGGAAUUGGAGGUCUGAUGUGUGUUUACAGGCCAUUUUAAUACGAUGAAAGAAUGAUACCAUGCAGGUGAGAGAAAGGUCAGGUCAUUUCCAUUUAUCACAUUCAAACUGCCAAAUUCUAACCUCGAUACUCCUGAAAUAACUAAGAAAAGUAUAAUAGCUACAUAUAUGCUUUUAUAGGCCUUUACUGUAAUUCUUACUGUGUCUUAUGAGACUCAGUCAUCAAGCCAAAGCAAUUUACCAUAAAGCACUUCUCCUCAUAA
Messenger RNA from Paramormyrops kingsleyae, 2569 nucleotides. RefSeq names its product prolyl endopeptidase-like. The record is from RefSeq and is a predicted model, not a curated record. Gene Ontology annotation, cellular component: cytosol. Lineage: Eukaryota; Metazoa; Chordata; Actinopteri; Osteoglossiformes; Mormyridae. Gene Ontology annotation, biological process: proteolysis. Gene Ontology annotation, molecular function: serine-type endopeptidase activity; oligopeptidase activity.